UAUAAUGAAAUGUCAAAGAGAGAAAAAGAGAGGCGACAAGAGAUAUAUAGUAGGUAUAAAUGUAAACACAUAUCUUUUCUCUCAAGUUCAAAGGGUAUUUCUCUCUCUCCAUUUGUAAAUAACAUACCAUUAUUUUUCACUUAUCAUCGUCAGUCUUAUCUCGUAUUAUAUCCAGUGAAAUGUUUGCCAGAGAUUCAGAGAACUUUAUAGUAUAAAGAUCAAGUGGAAAGUCAUCUGUGUUUAACCUAAACAGAGAAUACUGUUCUCAGUCACACUAGGGAAAGAUAAAAAUAAUUUAAAUAUAUCUCAAGAUGCAAUUUCUGCUAUUAUUAUCCAUUGCAUUGAGCAUCUUGAGUAUUAGCACGGCAUGGCGUACCUUCUUGAGAGGUCGGAGUAAAGGCGGCAAUUUAGGUGAACCAGUUGUGUCCUCCAAAAAAUCACUUCCCAAGGAGCAGUGGUUUACGCAGUAUCUGGAUCACUUUAAUCCAACUGAUGUUCAUGUUUGGAAGCAGAGAUACUUUGUUAAUUCUGAUUUUUAUAAACCCAAUGGCCCAAUAUUUUUAAUGAUUGGAGCUGAAGGUAUAGCAAAUCCGAAAUGGAUGAUAGAAGGUCAGUGGAUUGAGUACGCUAAAGAAUUUGGAGCAAUGUGUUUCUAUCUAGAGCAUCGUUUUUAUGGGAAAAGCCACCCCACUUCGGAUCUUAGUGUAAAGAACUUGGUUUAUCUAAGCUCGGAACAGGCAUUAGCAGAUUUAGCGUACUUCAUCCAGAGCGUUAAUAUUGGAUACAAAUUUCCCAAUAAUGCGAAAUGGAUUGUAUUUGGAGGAUCAUAUGGUGGAUCUCUGGCUGCUUGGAUGCGAGCCAAAUAUCCGCAUCUGGUGCAUGGAGCUGUGUCUGCUAGUGGACCACUGUUAGCACAAAUUGAUUUUGAGGAAUAUUAUAUUGUUGUUACAAAUGCUUUAAAAGGAUAUUCUGAAAAAUGUGUCGACGUAAUACAAGAUGCUAACUCGCAAAUUAAUAUGUUAUUACAUCACGUCACUGGCCAACAGCAAAUACAGAAAAAAUUCAAAUUAUGCGACCCAAUUGAUCCUGGACAUACAAAGAAAGUGGAUAUAUCGAAUUUGUAUGAAACAUUGGCGAGUAACUUUGCUGGCAUUGUGCAAUACAACAAGGACAAUCGCCAAAGUUCCCAGACUGCCAAUAUCACAAUUGAGACCGUAUGUGAUAUAUUAGUAGAUGAGAAAAUAGGAAAAUCUAUUGAUAGACUUGCUUAUGUAAGCAAUAUGAUAUUGGACGCUACCAAGGAGAAGUGUUUAGAUUAUAGAUAUGACAAGAUGAUUCAUGAGCUUCGAAAUGUCACUUGGGCCAGUGAGCAAGCGGAAGGAGGACGUCAAUGGAUGUAUCAAACUUGUACAGAAUUUGGAUUUUUCCAAACCUCCACUGGACAGUCUAAUAUAUACGGAGAUACUUUUCCAGCGGCAUUUUUUGUACAACAAUGCCUCGAUAUUUUCGGGCCUAGAUACAACUUGAAUUUAUUGACAUCUGGUGUCACACGAACGAAUAUCUUGUAUGGUGCAUUAAAUCUGCAAGUGACAAAUGUAGUAUUUGUACAUGGUUCUAUUGAUCCUUGGCAUGUGCUGGGCAUCACAGAAUCUGCCAAUCCACAGGCACCUGCCAUUUACAUCAAAGGCACUGCGCAUUGUGCAAACAUGUAUCCUCCAUCGGAGCAUGACAUGCCUCAGCUAAAAGAAGCUAGAAUACAGAUACAAGGCUUAAUCAAACAAUGGUUACAAAAUUGAGCUCUCUAUGUGAUACAUAAAUAAGUUAUAUCUUAAAUAUCCAAGCCAUUAAAAAAAAUGCUAAUUAUUCAAGUGAUUAUUAAUAUUCCAAAUGUUUCAAGAAGACUGUAUUUAUUAUCUUUUGUGGAUAAUAAAAGAACUUUUAUAUAUCAUAUAAA
This is a messenger RNA of Solenopsis invicta (red fire ant), 1954 nucleotides long. RefSeq names its product putative serine protease K12H4.7. Gene Ontology annotation, biological process: proteolysis. The transcript is spliced from 9 exons. NCBI's taxonomy places the organism in Eukaryota, Metazoa, Arthropoda, Insecta, Hymenoptera, Formicidae. Gene Ontology annotation, molecular function: dipeptidyl-peptidase activity; serine-type exopeptidase activity. The record is from RefSeq and is a predicted model, not a curated record. The coding region runs from base 312 to 1796 and encodes 494 amino acids.